CAUACCUGGCUAAGUAUGUUUAGUAGAGAUGGGGUUUCACUGUGACCUCCUGACCUGCCCACCUCAGCCUCCAAAAGUGCUGGGAUUAUAGGCAUGAGCCACCGCACCCGGCCUUUUUUCUUCUUUCUGAGAUAAGGUCUUGUGCUGUCACCCAGCCUAGAGUGCAGUGGUGCAAUCAUGGCCCAGUAUAACUUUGGCCUUCCAGGCUCAAGCAAUCCUCCUGCCUCAGCCUCCCAAGUAGCUGGGACCAGAGAUAUGUGCCUCUAUGCCUGGCUAAUUUUUAUAUUUUUUGUUGAACCAAUUUCUUGCCAUGUUACCUAUGCUGGUUUUAAACUACUGGGCUCAAGCAGUCCUCCCACUAUGGCCUCCGAAAGUGCUAGAAUUACAGGCAUGAGGCACCACGCUCAGCCAGAAAAUUUCGGCAUAUUCAAAAGUAGAGACUACGAUGAAAACCCUUCAUGUACUCAAUACCCAGCCUCGGGGUAAUUGUGAAGCAAGUCCCAGGUACCAGACCACUUCAUCUUUUGGUAUUUUACUAAUAGCAUGUGACUCUGAAAUAUAAGGCCAGGUGCUGUAGCUUACACCUGUAAUCCCAACAUUUUGGGAAGCCAAGGCAGGAGGAUCACUUGAGCCCAGGAGUUUGAGACCAGCCUGGGCAACAUAGUGAGACCCCCCCCCACCCCAUCAAAAAAAUUAUUUUUUUAAAUUAGCCAGGUGUGGUGGCUCACAUCUGUAAUCCUAGCACUUUGGGAGGCUGAGGUGGGCGGAUCAUUUGAGGCCAGGAGUUCAAGACCGUCCUGGCCAACAUGGUGAAACCCUAUCUCUACAAAAAAUACAAAAAUUAGCCAGGCACAGUCGUGCAUGUCUGUAAUCCCAGCUACUAGGGAAGCUGAGGCAGGAGAACUGCUCGAACCUGGGAAGCGGAGGUUGCAGUGAGCCGAGAUGGUGCCAUCGCACUCCAGCCUGGGUGGUAGAGCAAGAACCUGUUUCAAAAAAAAAGAAAAAAACAUUAGCCAGGUGUGGUGGCACAUGCCAGGAGGCUGAUGUGGGGUGACCCCUCAUCCCAGGCUUCAGUGCACUGCACUCGAGCCUGGGCAACACAGCGAGACCCUGUUUGAGUCCUUACGGACUUAAGAGCUUUGAGAGCCUGUGUCCUCGCAUGAAACUUCCCCCGUCACUGCGUCAGGGUUUGCUUUCCAGGACUGCCUCUCACAUGGUUUGUUACAUAAAUGUCUGUUCGUAUGAAUAAAAGACUGGAUGUUUUAUAGGAUCUAAGUAAGGUCCGCACAUUUUACUGACAUGUCUCGUUGUUUUAUUUAUCAUCCAGCUCAAAAUGUCAGUUUUUUUAAUCUGUGAGUUCUGCCUCUCUCCUUCCCAUUUUGAACUCUGCUGAUGAGCCUGUCCUUGGCCCAGUACAGUUUCCCGCAGGCUGGGUCAUACCGUGUCCUCACGGUGCUGUUGAACAUGACCCUCUGUCCUUGUCAUUUAGAUCUAGAGGCUUGAUCAGAUUCAAGAUUGUUUUGGCAAGAACUCUUCUAGGUGCUGCUGUCUUUAGACAGCAUCCAGCCAUUCCACUCCAGCCUUAGAAGGGACAGAGCUGUCUUUUGUGAUGUUAGCAGCCACUGACAUCAAGGCUGACAUUAGGGACUGCAAAAUGGUGACUUUCAAAGGCUAGCGUUCCUUCCUUGUGUAUAAGCUGGAAUCCACCUGUGUAAAGACAGCCUUCUCGAACUCUGGGCUACCGGGCAGCACUCUGCACGGGAAGGCACUGCCCUGAUCCCUGGGCCACCGGGCAGCACUCUGCACGGGAAGGCACUGCCCUGAUCCCUGGGCCACCGGGCAGCACUCUGCACGGGAAGGCACUGCCCUGAUCCCUGGGCCACCGGGCAGCACUCUGCACGGGAAGGCACUGCCCUGAUCCCUGGGCCACCGGGAAGCACUCUGCACGGGAAGGCACUGCCCUGAUCCCUGGGCCACCGGGAAGCACUCUGCACAGGAAGGCAGAACACUGCCCUGAUCCCUGGGCUACCGGGCAGCACUCUGCACAGGAAGGCAGAACACUGCCCUGAUCCUUUGACUUUAUUUGCCUUUUUGCAGAGUAAUGAGUUGACUCCCUAGCACUCCCCCAAGGUAGCUAAUAAUUAUUUAAUGCCACCGCGAACUCAUGGUUUGAAAUACAGUGAUAUGUUUAAUCCAUUGCAGUUACUCUUCGGUAGCAAGUUGUUGAAUUGAGAAUUUCGUUUUUGUUUAGUUUGUUUGGAGAUGGAGCCUUGCUCUUUCACCCAAGCUGAGUGCAGUGGCGUGAUCUAGACUCACUGCAACCUUGACCUCCUGGGUUCCAGUGAUUCUCCUGCCUCAGUCUCCCAAGCAGCUGGGACUACAGGUGCGCGCCACCACGCCUGGCUAAUUUUUUGUAUUUUUAGUAGAGAUGGAGUUUUACCGUGUUAGCCAGAAUGGUCUCCAUCUCCUGACCUGGUGAUCCGCCCACCUCGGCCUCCCAAAGUACUGGGAUGACAGGCGUGAGCCACCGCCCGGCCUGGAAUUGAGAAUUUACUUGUGACAGAAUAUUGAAGCAGUGGUGAAUGACGAACGCUACAAGUUAAAUUCAGUAGGGCAGGAGGUCUCAUCUAGUAACUCAGGCAUACCCAUGAUGUCAAAUCACAGCUUCCCACUUCGCAGUUCAGAGCACUCUUGAUUAAGGUUCAACAAUUAUUUUAAUACUAGGCCAAAAGAGAUCCCUCACAGUGAUGCCAGUUAGGAGACAGUUGGGUUUUUAUCUUGUUGCUGGGUCUUGUCCCGGGAUUCUCUGCCCCAUCUGAGUAAAGCAUUGUGGGAUAAAGGAAUUUCUCAGGGCCAGGAGCUUCUCAAGUUAAAUCACUAGAAAUUUAGGUAUGAUCUGGGCCUUCAAAUGUGUGAGAAGCUGUAUCCUUUUAUUUCUCACUGUAUUUUCCCCAACUUCUAGUUGACAAGAAACCAUUCUUGAGGUCGGGCGUGGUGUCUCAUGCCUGUAAUACCAGCACUUUGGGAGGCGAGGUAGCUGGAUCGCCUGAGCUCAGGAGUUUGAAACCAGCCUGGCCAACAUAGUGAAACCCCGUCUCUACUAAAAAUACAAAAAAUUAGCCAGGCAUGGUGGUGCACGCCUGUAAUCCCAGCUACUUGGGAGGCUGAGGCAGAAUUACUUGAACCUGGGAGGCGGAGGUUGCAAUGAACUGAGAUUGUGCCAUUCCACUCCAGCCUGGGCAGCAAGAGUGAAACUCUGUCUCAAAAAAGAAUUUUAUUGAAGAGUGUUUAUAUGUGGGAACGAAGGCAGUAUUGUAAGAUUUCAAGUCAUCCUUAAACAAAAUGACCCACCUAAGAACCUGGUCCGGUGAAAUCAGCUGGCGUUAGUUCCUCCGAGUUGUUUAUAUUCUGGUGUCCUUGUGUGUGAGUUAUUCAUUUAUAGUCACUGUAUCUCUUUUAAAAUAGAAAGUGUUUUUAUUAUGCAUGUCCUUUCAGAUCCCACCUGUAGCUGAUACUUUGAAUCGACCACGUCCAAAUCUGAGCAUCUUAAACUUCAGCAGGAAGCCGUGAGUUAUGGACGUCUAGAAAAACCGAUGUUCAUCUUACUCGUUUAUCCUGGGAUGGUGCCUUCAGCUUGGAAUCGGAUGGAACACCGCCACCCUCGCAAAGAUCUUUUUCCAUCUUGACCUUCACGGGAAUUGCUUGUUGAGUAACUGCCACAACCCAGCUUUGCAGAGAGGAUAUCUUAGGAAGGAAUGAAGCAAGCCACAUCAGAGUGCGUGACCUGGCUCAGAUGUCAAUAUGACUGUUGUUACGUGUCUUUUCCUGUGUCUGCGACAGGUUAAUUUAACGCAAGAACGCUGCAGGUCCUCAGGGCUGGUGUAAAAACAGCUCACCCUGAUGCGAUAAAGCAGUCAGCUUUUCUUGUUGCCAUUGGCUGCCAGCACCCAUUCUUUGUGGAUAUGAAAACGCCACAGGUGCUGCACUUCCUCCUCGGGCAUUCCUCAGCACCCAUGCCUGUCUGCAGAGCGGGGCCCAGGAUGGAAGGCGUGUACCCCACUCUGUCCCCUGAUGUGGAGCUUGGCCCUGCAGCUUGACAGCACCCAUGGAAUGUGGACAGAAGUGACAGCAACCAGCUCUGCCUCUUCACUGAGGCAGCACAUGUUCUGCUUGUGCCCUGGGAGCCUCCACCUUCCACACUGUGGGAAGAGGGUGCCCAGGGAGCUGCAGUCCCUCCAGCCUAGCCCAGGACAAGGCCGGGGAGCAGAGCCAUCCCAGCUGACCUGCACCUCACAGCCCUGCAGGUGUGGGGGAAAUGCGUGUUGUACACACUGAGUUUUCAGGUGGCUGUUACGUGGUGGCAUUGCCUGACACGGACAGAAAAGAGAUCCACCAGGGAGAAGAGAGAGUCUGGAGACCCCGCAUCGAAGAGGCCACAGGCUGCAGGGGAAGGAUGGCUGCUUAGAAGCAAAAGAGGACUCAGAUUCAGUAAAGGCUGGUGAGACAUGACCAUCAUCCCCGCUGUCCGGGAGCCCUCAAUCCAGGCACACACAUCUUCUGAAGAGGAGGCAGAGGCUGGGGUGACGCAGCCACAACCAAGGAAGACAGCCCACAGAAACUGGAUGGCAAGGAGGGUCCGCCCAUAACCUGCAGGAGGUAGAGCAAGGUCCUGCUGUCAUCCUGACCUCAGACGUCCAGUCUCCAGAAGUGAGAAGAUCCAUUUCUAUUCUUCAGGAAAAGGCGAAAAUUGACAUCAAAGGAUAUUCUAGAUUCUUGACAGCAUUCGAGGAUAGCAGCAGCAUCUCAGGAUGAGGGCCAUGAGGCUGCUGGGGGCACUGCUGGCACUGGCCACCCUGCUGCAGGUGGCUCUGUCCCUGAAGAUAGCAGCCUUCAACAUCCAGACAUUUGGGGAGACCAAGAUGUCCAAUGCCACCCUCGUCAGCUACAUUGUGCAGAUCCUGAGCCGCUAUGACAUUGCCCUGGUCCAGGAGGUCAGAGACAGCCACCUGACGGCCGUGGGGAAGCUGCUGGACAACCUCAAUCAGGAUGCACCAGACACCUAUCGCUACGUGGUCAGUGAGCCACUGGGACGGAACAACUAUAAGGAGCGCUACCUGUUUGUGUACAGGCCUGACCGGGUGUCCGCAGUGGACAGCUACUACUACGAUGACGGCUGCGAGCCCUGUGGGAACGACACCUUCAGCCGAGAGCCGGCCAUCGUCAGAUUCUCCUCCCCUUUCACAGAGGUCAGGGAGUUUGCCAUUGUUCCCCUGCAUGCUGCCCCAACAGACGCGGUAGCUGAGAUUGAUGCUCUCUAUGACGUCUACCUGGAUGUCCAAGAGAAGUGGGGCUUGGAGGUGAGGCCAUACAAAGGGCAGUGGGUGCCAGCGGCCUCCGUUGUCCCUGGGCCCACAGGCGGUGUUUCCUGGCAGGAUAUCAUGUUGAUGGGAGACUUCAAUGCGGGCUGCAGCUACGUGAGACCCUCCCAAUGGUCAUCCAUCCGUCUGCGGACAAGCCCCAUAUUCCAGUGGCUGAUCCCCGACACCGCUGAUACCACGGCUAUGUCCACGCACUGCGCCUAUGACAGGAUCGUGGUUGCAGGGACGCUGCUCCAAGACUCCGUUGUUCCCGACUCCGCUCUCCCCUUUAACUUCCAGGCUGCCUAUGGCCUGAGUGACCAACUGGUACGUGUCCUCCCUUGCCCAGCCACAUGGGGACGGGAUACAGCCCAGACCCCAUGCCCACUUCCCUGCAGGCCCAAGCCAUCAGUGAUCACUACCCAGUGGAGGUGAUACUGAAGUGAGCAGCCCCUCCCCACACCAGUUGAACUGGAGGAAGAGAGGACCCAGCACACCGCAGGACCCACACAAAAAGCCCAAUGCUCAGGUUAAGAAAUACCUUUUAAUUGAGGUAAAUAAAGCUCAAGGAUGUGGGGCUGUC
Messenger RNA from Callithrix jacchus (white-tufted-ear marmoset), 5940 nucleotides. Lineage: Eukaryota; Metazoa; Chordata; Mammalia; Primates; Cebidae. The record is from RefSeq and is a predicted model, not a curated record.